AUGGUAAGCAUAGGAGUGAAGCAGUGUGUAACUAGCAUUAUGAUGACUACAAACAACAGUGUGGAGGCUUUGUUAGCUGACUCCCAGGCCCACCUCCAAAAUGCUAAAUCUGGCUUUGGACAAAAGUGUGAGAGAGUGUAUGAUUUCUCCCUCGCUGCCUCCUCAGCAGUACUUCACAGGCCAGCUAAGAACACAUUUUUCCAGAGUGAAUCAAAGUUGGAAAAAAAAAUGUUCACUUUUUGCUGGAUCCUACUAUUGUUUAUCAAAGGAGCAGAGGUUAGAGAGUUUAAUCUGACAGGAUGUCUUCAUAAAGAACCUGAAAGGAUUUAUCAUGCAAUUACUGAUGAAGAGUUUAUCCUGGAAUGUGUUUUGCCAUCCCAACACCGUACCCACAUGUACAACAACUCAUUUCUCUAUAAAAGUAAAGUGCUGUGGUUCUGGCAACAAAAAGAUGGAGAACCACUGAAGAUUAUCAGCAAUGAAAGCACUAACCCCACUCAGGAAGGGAAUGCACUUUGGUUUAGACCGAUAGGGAUUAAUGCUUCUGGAGUAUAUAUCUGUACGAUAAGGGAAGAAAUCCCAUGUCUCUCAAACGUCAUAAAGGUUCAAGCGAAGAACAAUACAAAUUGUUCGGAUAAUGGCAGAAAUGAGCUGUCUCUUCUCAUUGAAAAGGGACAUUCAAUUUCUUGUCCUGGGAUACACUGUUACAAUCAUUUACAAAGGUCGCCAGUGACAUGGAUUCAUGUAGAAGAACUUGAAGGCAAAUCAUUUGUUCAUGUGGCCACACUCAGGGAAGUUACUGAAAGGGACCUGAACAGCAACUUCAUCUGCUUUGCUCAGAAUUCUGUGGGGAACUCGACAGGAGUGCUCAAGCUAAAAAGGAAGGAAAGAGCACUUUUCAUAUUCAUAUUAUAUGGUGCGAUUGCAGUUCUAGCUGGACUCCUGGUGGGCAGUGCUUUUGUUUACCAGCAUUGGAUCGAAAUAGUGCUGAUGUAUAGAAAUUACUUGGCCAAGGACGAAACUAUAGGGGAUCGCAAAGAAUUUGAUGCAUUUGUGUCCUAUGCAAAACAAGACUCCUUUGAAAGGGAUUCCACUUUUCUUAAAGAGGAACAGUUUGCCCUGGAGGUCCUUCCGGAGGUGUUGGAAAACAAAUACGGAUACAAACUGUGUCUUCUUGAAAGGGACAUUCUUCCAGGAGGAGCGUACACUGAUGAUAUCGUCACAGCUAUUCAACAAAGCAGGAGAGCUAUAAUUAUCUUGAGUCCUGGCUAUGUCAACGGACCCAGCGUCUUUGAACUGCAGGCAGCAGUGAACUGUGCUUUAGAAGAUAACAUGCUAAAACUGAUUUUAAUUAAAUAUAAGUCGUUCCAAGAGCCAGAGUCUUUACCUCCAAUAGUGAAGAAAGCUCUUAAAAUUUUACCAGUGGUUACCUGGAAAUCUUCUAACUCUAACUCACCAAACAAACAAUUCUGGAAAUAUAUGCGAUAUCAUAUGCCAGUGAAAAAUAUCGGGGGGCUAGGGAAAAACAGUCUAAAGUUUUUUUUCCAUAGGUUAUUUAGCAUGGUUAUCAAUAGCAGAAAGGCCACUGGGAGAAGUCAGCAGACUAAGAAAUAGUGAGGUGAUUGUAGAGGAACUUCCUGUAUCUGCUACCACCUGACCACAAAUUUAAGAGCAUCUCAUUGAUAGCUCACUCUAACAUAAAGUGAAAAAAAAACAACUUCCUAUAGUGUGACAACCCUAAAAUCUUCAGUAGAAGCAAGCGGGACUGGAUGCAGCUGUGAUAUGAUGUCUUUCUUUUAUUAUUUUAUUUAAUAUUUAUUAUUUUCAGCAAAGUUGUAGCCAGAGACCCCAGUCAGAAUUUGGGCCCCAUUGUAGCAGAUGGUGUAUAAACCUAAGACAAUAGAGCGCUUACAUUGCAACUGUGUAAUUAAUAAUAAUAGUAAUAAUAUCAUAAUUCUAUUUCUAACUAAUACGCACAGUGUACGCAGGCUUUCCUGUGUGAAAGGAAUUAAAAGCAUAAAGAAAUAUGGAUGGGAUUUUCAUUUUUAUUUGCCUAGUUCGCUGUCAUUAAGUCAUUGGUAAAACUCCCAUGGAUUUCAGUGGGAACAGAGAUAAGCCAAGUUCGAGCAUUUUUGAAACUCCAACCCGGGACUUUUUUGUUUGUGUUCUUUUGCCCUGGUGAUGAUAAUAAUGAUAUCUCAGUCUGAAUGUC
This is a messenger RNA of Chelonoidis abingdonii (Abingdon island giant tortoise), 2212 nucleotides long. NCBI's taxonomy places the organism in Eukaryota, Metazoa, Chordata, Testudines, Testudinidae. The record is from RefSeq and is a predicted model, not a curated record.